Messenger RNA from Notothenia coriiceps (black rockcod), 313 nucleotides. Its product is annotated as brain-specific angiogenesis inhibitor 1-associated protein 2-like protein 2. The record is from RefSeq and is a predicted model, not a curated record. NCBI's taxonomy places the organism in Eukaryota, Metazoa, Chordata, Actinopteri, Perciformes, Nototheniidae. Bases 2 to 313 code for a protein of 103 amino acids. Gene Ontology annotation, cellular component: nucleoplasm; cytosol. Gene Ontology annotation, biological process: actin crosslink formation; actin filament bundle assembly; positive regulation of actin filament polymerization. The transcript has 4 exons.
GAUGGACGACUUCAACCCAAGUCUACAGAAACUUGUCUCACUGGGAAACAGCUACGUCCAUGCUUUCCAGGAUCUGGCAGUAACCAGUGAGGCCUACUUCGGUGCACUUUCAAAGAUUGGGGAGAGGGCUUUCCACACCAUAUCCUCACGCUCCCUAGGGGAUGUCCUGAUUCAGAUCUCUGAGAGCCAAAGAAGAAUCACUGUGGAGUUGGAUGGAGUAUUCCGCUGGUUCUCUAUGGAGGUUCUUCGGGAGAUGGACAACAACAUUAGAAAGGACAGAACUUACAUAUCAGUGAGCAAUCUGGUCUUCUAA